CUGAAACCAAAUAUAGCGCUGCUAAUUCAAGAGGAUGGCUAAUAGUUUGUUAAGAUUUGUCGCUCAUAACAUUUUGAAUUCAUUUGGACAUAGUACGACGUCUCUGUUCUAGGUAAAUCAUUCUUCUGGUUGGAAUUUUCUGUUAUGAACCCAUUAUCGCAGCAACAUAGUGUAGCUAGUAUCGGGAGCUUGUUGGGCAAUUUGCCUUUACAAGGGGAUUCAAGUUUACAACAAAAAACGCCACUUAUCCCUGGGGGUUCAGUCAAUCUUAACUUACAUGCGUCUGACAAUGCCGCCAGCAUUCCAGGUAGAACACCUUGUACUCCGCUCACUUUAUCUACUCCGUUGCAAGACCGAGAUGGUGCAAUCCCAGUACCUCAAUUACAGAAUAUUGUAUGUACAGUAUAUUUAGGAUGUAAAUUAAAUCUGAAGAAUAUAGCACUUAGUGCUCGAAAUGCUGAAUACAAUCCAAAACGUUUUGCUGCAGUUAUAAUGCGCAUACGUGAACCUCGGACAACUGCUUUAAUUUUUUCUUCUGGUAAAAUGGUGUGUACAGGUGCAAAAAGUGAAGAGCAAGCAAGACUAGCUGCAAGAAAAUAUGCUCGUAUUAUUCAAAGGCUUGGGUUUGAAGCUCAUUUCAAAGAGUUCAAAAUUCAAAAUAUGGUUGGUUCGUGUGAUGUCCGCUUUCAUAUACGUCUUGAAGGUUUAGUAUUGUCACAAGGUCAAUUUGCAACCUAUGAGCCAGAAUUAUUCCCUGGGUUAAUUUAUCGUAUGACUAAACCAAAGAUAGUCCUACUAGUCUUUGUUUCUGGGAAGAUUGUUCUAACAGGUGAGAGGAAAUGAAUUUAUUUCAGUAUUAUAUAAAAUAACUCACUGGUAUUACGUGUCAUUAUUAUUACUACUAGCAUUCAUGAAUUUAUUAAUCCAAAUGAAUUCGGCAAGUAUGAUUUGAAGAUAUGUUAAUCUCCAGCUGAAAUCAUUAGUAGAUAAGAAGAACCACAUAUAGCUUUAACGUUACCAUAUAAGUAGAAGAAUUAGUAUGCUAACUGCACUAAAUUUUAAAUCAUACAAAUCCUUAGUAUUGCCAUAGACAUCGUUGUUUGAUACUAUUUUAAAAAAAGAUUGGUAACGUAUCAUCAAUCUGUUUAAUAAAACACUAAUUCAAAUUUCUCAUAUUUUACGUAAGCGAUUAUUUUUAAUCGGAUUUCGAGUUUGUGUGGUAUGGUAGACUAAGGAGCCAGUUGUUGUUUCAGAUCGGCGUGGUCAUCCACUAUCCUACAUGAAAUCUAUACCAUAAAAUGAGGACUUGCGCUGGGGAGGAUAAAGUCAAACCAUCGUGUCAGAACCCAGUCAUCCGCUUUUUCAACUUCAACAAUUUACUUCAAACAAAUUUAUUCCAGUGCAACCCAUCAUUAUUUACUCUGAUCGGAGCUAAACACUCACUUAACUUAUAGCCAGGGGAAGCCAAACAAAAAUGUGGCAUCAAUGCAUAAAGUCAGUGACUUCCAAUCUGUGUUUUCGUAGAUGCAGAUAUCUGAUUGGGGUGGGUAUACUUACUGUGACCAAUGAAUAAAAUCUCAGGAGAUAUAGCACAGAUUAUCCUUUUUCACUCUCAGAUUGUGAAUGUCAAAAUUAUCUUGUGACUUAUUCCGCGAAUCACCUUCAGCACUAAUUCUUUGUACUACCGCCGGUGCUAAUUUGGUAUUCAUCUUUCGAAGUUUAUGUGAUGUAGGGACUUGGGCCAAAAAUGCCCCAGGUUUCACAAGCUUAGGACUGAUUGACAACCCACAAUAAUACUUCAGAUGAAUGUGAUAACAAGCGUCAAUAUCUUAUCAAAACCCAUAGUGUUCGUGCCUAAACUUAGCCAUUUGGUGCUUCAUAAUUUCCAGUCAUCAUAGUUUCAGGAUUGUUCUGUUAUAAAUAUAGUAAUUAAGACAGACAAAGUUAUAGAAACGGAUGAUAGUUUUUAUCAGCCUAGUGAUCAUCAACUCAACACAAUCACUGAGUAAUUGUAGUUGUAUUUCGUGACUACUCACCAACCACGUUGUCAACAUUAGUUCACUUAAUUUAGUUUUAUCCUAUUUGAUUCAGGAUAGGAAAAAGCCAAAUAAAGAGGAAUGUUUGACCUUAGUUUGAAUAGCGCUGAAUGACCAAGUUUUACUAAUAACUCAUUGCUAGCUACAGAUUUGUGUACUUGGUUUUGACCCACUUCAAGUUAAAGGCCUAAUGAUAAUACUCGACUAUCCAGACCUAAUUAAUUAGGGGUGUGGUCAAAACUGUGGUUGGAAGUCGAACACCGUAAUCACUGAACCACCGCACCACUGAUCAUGUGCAUAUUCACAUACAAGUUCUUAUUUCUUAAGCUGAGAUGGGUAAAAUGGAUUUUGAAACCUGCAAUUCAGUGGAUACAGGCUAAAUACUUUCAUCACUAGGCCCCAUAUCUCUUAGUUGUACGUUUAUCAUAUACACGGUAACCCAGGGAAAAUCAGGGGGCGAGAAUGAAGUUAUUUUUUAACCACCCCUUGCAUCCUACAGCUAUCAGUGGCAUAGCGACAUCGGAAAUCACGCUUAGAAUAUUAAUGAUGAGAUUCACAACUUUAUUAGCCAAUCCCAUGACUCUUACAAAACUGAAUCAGCGGAUAAUUGUCUAUAAAACUACUAACAUUAUAUUUAUUUUAUUUUUUUGUUUAUUAUCCUAUGUAGGAGCAAAGGUUCGUGAAGAAAU
Messenger RNA from Schistosoma rodhaini, 2725 nucleotides. NCBI's taxonomy places the organism in Eukaryota, Metazoa, Platyhelminthes, Trematoda, Strigeidida, Schistosomatidae. The record is from the annotation of a GenBank genome assembly.